AAAUCAGUCAGUUUAAAAAGAAAUUUGAGCAGUGCUAGACUUAAAGAAUUAAUCAUGCAGCUAGCAAAGUUAUCAAAAACAGUACUUCCAAUUUAUCGUGAUUUAUUCAAAUCUAAUUGGCCAAAGUACAUGCCGUCCUACUGUGUCUUACAACAUUUCAUUAAUCGCUUUGGUCAGCAUCCAGAAUGGGAGGAAAAAGUCAAGUUUUUAACAUUAAAGGAUACUUUGGAUGGAACUUAUGCAUUAAUAUAUGGACCUUAUAUUUGCAUUGAUUCCAUUGAAGCACCUCCAUAUCCAAAACUUGAGAAGCUGCUUUACAACAUGGACCUUAAAAGUGAUCAAAUAUUUGCCAAUUUUCGUGAUGAUUUUCGACCUUUGGUUUUGGAUUUAUUGCGGAUUCGAAAGCUGAAGAAGACUUUUGAUGUUGGCUCUAAAAUUUGCUUUUUUAAUGUCGAUGAGGAUUACAUUAGUGGCAUUUGGAAAAGCCCACCAGCAGGUCACCACUACGCCUCAUUGACUAUUCAAGAUCUUAAUCAAGUUCUCUCAACAAUCCCCAAUCCGACUCCAAGAUCCAUCGAGUACCUUAAAACAGUCAUAAAAUACAACACAACAACGGGAUUGUACAGAAGUGAUGGACUCUUAAUAAGUUGGGUUAUGGAACAUGAUACAGGUGUACAAGGCAAUGUCUGUGUUGUUCCUGAAUUCUUCAGAAUGAAUUUCGCUAGAAAUGUUUUAGUUGAGCAUGGAUUAAAAAUUUCAAGGAAAAAGCCUUACUUUCCUAUUUUUACAGACGCAGUUCAUCACAAGCUUUUAAUUUGUUUAGUAAGUUUAAUAAUGAAUGGCUUCAUAAUAUCUCAUCAAUUGGAUUUAUUAAGGAACCUGAGCAGAGUUAUACUCCUGCUUGGUAUCAUGUAUAAGUGAUGAUAGGAAGGUUAGGUGUGUGUGUGAGUUUUAAAGUAAUACCGAGAACAAGACCAAGAUUACGAUUUAGAUAAAGCUUAUGAUCUUGAUCAAGGAAUAGACAAAUAAUUAUAGACAAUUCUAUGGAAUUGUGGAAUUGCCCAUAAUCUGAAACCAAGAAUAAAACUAAGAUCAAGAUCAUGAUCAAAGCCAUGGUUAAGAUUAAAGUUAAGAUAAAAAUCAAUUUCAAGAUCGAAAUCAAAUCAAAAUUAAGAUCAAAAUUAAGAUCAAAAUAAAGAUUAAGAACAGAAUCCAAGAUUAGGAUCAAGAUCAGAAACCAAGAUUAAGAUCAAGAUCAGAAACCAAGAUUAAGAUCAAGAUCAGAAACCAAAAAGAUCAAGAUCAGAAACCAAGAUUAAGAUCAAGAUCAGAAACCAAAAUUAAGAUUAAGAUCAGAAACCAAGAUUAAGAUCAAGAUCAGAAACCAAAAUUAAGAUCAAGAUCAGAAACCAAGAUUAAGAUCAAGAUCAGAAACCAAGAUUAAGAUCAAGAUCAGAAACCAAGAUUAAGAUCAAGAUCAGAAACCAAGAUUAAGAUCAAGAUCAGAAACCUAGAUUAAGAUUAAGAUCAGAAACCAAGAUUAGGAUCAAGAUCAGAAACCAAGAUUAAGAUCAAGAUCAGAAACCAAGAUUAAGAUCAAGAUCAUAAACCAAUAUCAAGUUUAGAAACCAAGAUUAAAAUCAAGAUCAGAAACCAAGAUUAAGAUCAAGAUCAA
Molecule: messenger RNA, 1675 nt
Organism: Chironomus riparius
Lineage: Eukaryota; Metazoa; Arthropoda; Insecta; Diptera; Chironomidae
Source: the annotation of a GenBank genome assembly